Lymnaea stagnalis (great pond snail) is the source of this 25967-nucleotide messenger RNA. Lineage: Eukaryota; Metazoa; Mollusca; Gastropoda; Lymnaeidae. The record is from the annotation of a GenBank genome assembly.
GUGUGCUCCCCGGAGGUGUGUCAGUUAUGUCGAAUGUUGUGUUACGUGUUCGGAAAUAAUGGAUGAACAUUUUCUUAUUGGCCAUGGUAGAGGAUUAUGUUCCAGGCAGGUAAAAACAGUUGGUUGGUUUAUUUGCUUUUAAAAUUGUAUAUGUCAUUAUUAGUUCAAAUGUGGUGUAGAUAAUCCUUCUAAAUUAAGAUUUAAUCUUAAUAAUACUUACAUUUAAUAAAGUAAAGUAAAAAUAGUAAUAUUCUUAGUUAGUAAUCUUAAUCUUAGUGAAUCUUAAUCUUAGUCGACAUGUUAUUAACGACAACACAUAUGAAUCAAGAUUUCAAGAACCAGCUGGCUAUUUUCAAUUGUCUCAAACUAUUGACUAUUUAUUUUAAAGAAUUGUUCAUUGAAUUGUAAAUGAAAAUAACCUGUAGGGCUAAAACCGAGGGCGGCUGCCACCUAGUCGUUUGUGUCUUUAUUAUAAUUAUAGUUGCAGUGAAUUUUGGUUUAGGUUAGGUUUAGGGAUCGAGUUAGGGUUCAGGUUAGGCAUCGGCAUAGGGAUCAAUUUAGGGUUCAGGCUAGGCAUAGGGAUUGAUUUAGGGAUAUAUUCGUGAUAUUCGAUAUAAAAGUGGCAGGCGUCCCCAUUUUUAACCAAAUGUAGUUUUUAGAUGAAGUAAUAGUAAUAUAAUUAUUUAAUUAUAAUUGUAGUCUAAAAUUACUAAAAAUAAAAAAAAAAUAAAAAUUAUACGUAUAGAUAGUAUAAGAGUAAGAUUAAUAAGACUCAAGCCUAAAUUUAAAGUUUAGUUUAUUUAUAGUAGUAGUAGGCUAAAUAAUGACUCAUGGCCAUGAGCCUGAAACUGAAACUAAUAUUAGUAUAAUAUAGACUAUAGAGUAUAGAUAAUCUAAUUAUAAUAAUGGUCUUCCUUAACUGCUAAAUAAUUUAAUCAAAGACAAAGUCUAGUAUAGUACUAAUAAGACUAAUCCCUCUACUUGGUACUACUCAAUCUCAACUAUGAACAAGUACAAGACAUGUCACAUGCCAAGGGCUUUAUCAUUCAUUAUUAUCAUUAUUAAUUAUUAUAAAAAUUAUAUUUUAUAGUACGGUAUAAGUAUAGGCCUAAUAAAAUAUGGAUGGUUAGAAAUAUAAUAUUAACUAUUAUUAAUUAUCUUCAUGAUUUCUAUCCUUUCUCCACUUCAUCUUUUAUCUCGGGAAAUAUUAGUAACUUAGUAUCAUCAUCAGAUGUCUGUUUAAGUGAAUUAUUUGUAUUUAAUAUGGUAGUGCCAUAUUGUCACAUGUCUAAAUAAUUAUUCAUUUAUUCUUUGAUCACUCCCUCAGUAUAGUUGCUUAUCUUGAGAAAUGUUUGUCUGAGUUUCAAUUAGGGGAAUCAUUCACUAAUUGGCAGAACAUUAAAUUGAUGCCCAUUUUAAUGUCACACCUAACUAAUAUAUUUUAUGGUACCUAUUUUAUUAAUCAUUCUUUGUACAACAGUGACAAUUGUAACUUUAAAACCUCAGAGCAUGUUGAUGUCUGUCUACUGUCUGGUUUCAUGUGGUGAGUGUCAUGUCUUCUGCUUUAUUUUAUUGGUCUCUGAAAAACAAUAAAUUAUCUGUUUCUUACAUUCUCAAAUACAAAUAUGCAUGAAAUUUAUCAAAAUCAUAUUUCUAUAUUAUAUUGCCUGAAUUAAAAAAGUAAAUUAUGUGACUGUGAGUAGUUUUAGUAUGUUUCUGUUCUGACAUUUUUAUGUAAUAGACAAAUAAUAUACUUGCAUAAACAGUUUUUGAAACACUAAUCUGAUUAUAUUUGCUAUAGUUUGAUAAAUUAUGAUCGCAUCCCUAUACUGGCUAUCUUUUGAGAAGCCCGAAAUUGUCACAGUCGAGGAGGCAUGUAAUGAUGUCACGGAGCAGUGAGAUAUUUUUUUUCCUCUAUUUCCCAUGACACCGUAUAAAUAAACAUGACGGGAUUAUAAUAGAUUUAAAAAGUAUUGUCAAUUAGCAUAGAGUCAUAAACAGAUCGUGUACAAAAUAUAUUUACUAAUCACAAGCUAAAAUUAUUGCUUAUUACUUUGCUAAAAAAAAGCUGUUUACUAAACCCCUCCCACAAAUUGAAUCCCUUUCUUAAAAAUAAUUGCCUCCCCUUUUCCAGAGGCUCGGUAUUAUUGUGGUAAAUAAUAUUUACCUUGUCACCACCAUGUUGGCAGGCAUAUUAAUAUGAAAUACAUGUAUGAUUAUAAUUUUAGGAACUCUAGAUGAUCUUUCUGCUGUAUAUUUUGCACUCAUGACCAUGGUCUGUCCCUUAAAAAAACUUGUUUCAUUUGUGUGUUUUUUGGUUGUAAUUUCUUCUUAUAAUUUAUAUCAACAAAUUUCUUGUAAAUGGUUCCUGACCAAGCUCUACUGGUUGUCUAGAGCAGUGGUUCUCAACUUUCCUAAUGCCGCGACCCUUAAAUACAAUUCCUCAUGUUGUGGUAACCCCUAACCAUAAAAAAAAUUUUCGUUACUUCAUAAAUAGUUGUUUUGCGAUGGUCUUAGGCGACCCCUGUGUAAGGGUCGUUAGACCCCCCAAAGUGAUCGCUAACCAGAGAUUGAGAACCCCUGGUCUGGAGCCUGUGGAAGGAAUAUUGUCAGUCUUCCAGAUCCAUCCAAAUGUUUUUGAUUGUGCUUGGACCAACACAAAACUACUCCUAUAAAUAAACUUCAAUAACGAUUCAUCCGUCCCUGCUUUUGCCUGCUCACCACUUCUUUCCCCUCAGACCUAACUAGUGCUUUUCUUUUCCAUGCUUGGAUUCCCAGCUGAUGUAGAUCUUGUUCCACAUCAUCCAUCCAUCUCAGAGUAGGUCUGCCUCUGAGACGUUUUCCUCUGGGAUGUUGUUGAUGUAUACCCUCUUCACUCCUCUGUCACUAGACAUUCUUUCUGAUGUGUCCCGCCCCAGCCGAGCCUGCACUUUUUGUAUUUCGGCUACUAGCGUGGGAUUUUAAUAACGAUUCGACAUGACUAAUUUACAAAUACUCAUAUUCUACAGCAGGCCUGCACAACAUACGGCCCGCCAACACCCACUUUUUGGCCCGCGAGGUAGCCAAAUAUCCUUAAUUCUUAUUAUUUUCUUAUUAGCUUUUCCCCUGUCCUAUUUUCUUUUGGCCCGCACAAGUCCUGUCCUAUUAUUUUUUUGGCCCGCACAAGGCCUGUCCUAUUUUCUUUUGGCCCGCACAAGGCCUGUCCUAUUUUCUUUUGGCCCGCACAAGUUUUCCAUUAAGUAUUACUGCCCGCCUUACAUUUUGAGUUGUGCUGGCCUGUUCUACAGUGUAGCUCACACACUAAAGCCGCUCUUCACUAACCAAGUUGUCAAACGGUCUUUUACCCCGCUUUCCAUAGCAACCAAGUCAGCGUCACGGUUACAGAAAUUACGUCUCACGACACUUGGCAGCAAGGGUCCCACAAACAAUUUAACAAGACCCACCACACACAUCAGUGGACGCAUAAAGUACACAUUUUACAUCAUAUUCUAUACUUGUCAGUUCCUGGCUGUUUAGGUCAAACUGUUAUGCUGAGACCGGUCCCCCAUAACUCUAAAAUCCCCGGGUGGCUGGGACUCGUUAGCCUUGGACCGCAACUCACAUAAGAGAAGGCUAACUCUGAUGAAUUCAAACCAGGAGCCAAAAUGAAUUGGUCGUGGGCCCUCACAUAGAAAAAAAAAAAGAAAAAAAACUCUUGGAUACAAUCUUACAAUCACGUUUAAAUCAAAUUGAUGGUUCCUAAAGCACAUGGCCUUAAUUCUGUUAGUAAUUUUUUCACUCUGCGUCCUUACACCCAACACUUACACCGUUCAAACACUCAAGUCAUUGAUACAAUCAAGUCAUUCAAAAUUCAAACAAAUUGGAUCUGGAAAGUGAUAGCAUCACCCAGCAUCGCCGCCUCAAAAUCUCUCUUACUCCACCCUCAAUCCCACUUUGCUAAAACUAUUGACCAGGAAGUAGUUUGUAUUCAUGCAUCUGCAUCUGGAAAAGUGUUGGAAUGACAGGGGAAAAUAUGAGUUCAUAAUCGUCAUCCAAGACUCGGAUUAUCUAAGAUCUGGUCAGUCCACAAUAUUCAUUGGUCAGUCCAUAUCUAGUCACUGGUCAGUUCAUACGAAAGGUUUAGCCACUGGUCAUUUCAUACUAAAGGUUUAGUCACUGGUACGUCCAUAUCUGGUCACUGGUCAGUCCAUAUCUAGUCAUUAGUCAGUCCAUAUCUAGUAACUUAUCCGUCAAUAUCUAGUUAUUGGUUAAGCUUUGAGUCUUAACUCUUAAAAUCAACCAUAUUUUCAUCUGCAUGUAUUUGCCUAAAAUACUUAAAAAAUAAAGAUUUGAGACCGCUUUGACCCCGUGGAAACAAAGCCAGGUAUUUACUGUGUUCAUAUUUGUAUAGUCAUCGAUGACACCAGGCCAUCCCGUCUUCCCCGCUCUUUCUUACUUUAUCGCUAUGUCAUCUGCUUGCCAAACUUGUGAUGACUCUAUCAUUCCAAAUAUCUUCCGAGUGCAUGAGUCUCAAUGUGUCAAUGUGGAAGUCCAAACCCGCCGGGGCCUUUAUUUCAGAAACUUACCCUUGUUUGUAAACAUGUCAAAUCAUCUUUGACUUGCUGAGGUUUUCUCAAACUAUUCCAUUUUCUACUACCCCUCUUGGCAUUGAUUGACUUUGUGCGCACUGUGCAUACCCUUUCCUUGGAAUGAGGUUAUUUUAUUAUUUAAGUUGUGCCUCCCCCAGAAAACAUGACAUAGCUGUUUAUUCCUAAUAUCUUACCGAUGUGACAUCAAACGCUAGUGCAGUGGUUCUCAACCUUCCUAAUACCGCGACCCUUUAACACAAAAUUAUUUUCGUUGCUGCUUUAUAACUGUAGAGCAGAUGUGUUUUCCCAUGGUCUUAGGCGACCCCUCUGAAAGGGUCGUUCGAUCCCCAAACGGGUUGCGACCUACAGGUUGAGAACCGCUGCGCUAGUGGGCCAUGAAAAAUUCAGAUGUGUUGUACCAUUUUGUUAUAAACGAAUUAAAAGGGAUGUAUAAAAGUAUUUGGGAAUUUGAAGCACGUUAUAAUGGCUAUAUAAUAUUGAAUCUACAUUGCGCUUACCAAACAGACAUAUUUUUUAAAAUACUUUCUUAAAUCAUCAUGAUGUGUCUCGCAUGUUAAGUUAUUUAUUUUAGCGCGCUUCGCACAAUAAUUGUCUUAAUUUUCGAAAGACGACUGGCUGGGGUAAAAAUCCGUUAGGGGUCUCCGAUACUAAAGCCUUCUCCGCUUUAUUUACCCAAUCUAUUUUGGGAGGCACUGGCGUGACGUGUCCUCAUGAAUGAAAGAAAUUGAUAGCUGUGUUGUACUUGGUGUUAUCUGGUCACACUUGGCCAAAUGUUUGGAUGAAAUGUUUAUGUUGAAACGGGUGUCGCGUUUUGGGGGGGGGGGGGGGGGGGGGGGUGUUAUGGUGGAAUGUGUUUGCAAGUGGAAGGCAAUUACAUAGUCAUGUGUUUAUAUUGAAGUCAGGGGCAUAACCGUGUGUGCAUAUUGAAGUCAGGGGCAUAACGGUGUGUGUAAAGGGUUUUGACGUGGAAAGUAGUGGCGUAGGCGGUGCGGGGGGGGGGGGCUCAAGUAGGGGCCAUGAUACCGCUUAUUUUAAAAUCGUUAUACAUUGACAUGUUAUGUGGUACGUAUGUUUGCCAUUGUAAUCAUGUAAUAUAUUUACUUAAUAUUUCUAGGACCGGUGUAAUUUACAAUGAUUUUAUCUUAAUGUUAAUCAUCAACCAGCUUGGUUAUAUUCUUCUUCCUAAAACCACACUACUUUCCAUUAACCACCUGCUGUCUUAUGGUCCAUCAAUCGUCUGUAUGAGCAUGACUCCCCAAUUUCUUAUGGUCCACCAAUCGUCUGUAUGACUCACCAAUGUCUCAUGGUCCACCAAUCGUCUGUAUGACUCCCCAAUGUCUUAUGUUCCACCAAUCGUCUGUAUGACUCCCCCAUGUCUUAUGGUCCACCAAUCGUCUGUAUGACUCACCAAUGUCUUAUGGUCCACCAAUCGUCUGUAUGACUCACCAAUGUCUCCUGGUCCACCAAUCGUCUGUAUGACUCACCAAUGUCUCAUGGUCCACCAAUCGUCUGUAUGACUCCCCAAUGUCUUAUGGUCCACCAAUCGUCUGUAUGACUCCCCCAUGUCUUAUGGUCCACCAAUCGUCUGUAUGGCUCACCAAUGUCUUAUGGUCCACCAAUCGUCUGUAUGACUCACCAAUGUCUCCUGGUCCACCAAUCGUCUGUAUGACUCACCAAUGUCUCAUGGUCCACCAAUCGUCUGUAUGACUCCCCAAUGUCUUAUGGUCCACCAAUCGUCUGUAUGACUCACCAAUGUCUCAUGGUCCACCAAUCGUCUGUAUGGCUCACCAAUGUCUCAUGGUCCACCAAUCGUCUGUAUGACUCACCAAUGUCUCAUGGUCCACCAAUCGUCUGUAUGACUCCCCAAUGUCUUAUGGUCCACAUGCUGUUUUAUGGGAUUGUACGACUUCGGCUGUGGCCAAGAAAGGUAUGUGGUGGGUUGAAGGCCAUGCUCGCAGUUCGGCUUUGACAACAUUGAAUGCGACGCGUUGCCCGUAUCUAGAGUUUGUAUCAAAUCGUUUAUCUGCUGGUAUGUUCAAGUACGAACUCUAAAGUGAUCUAUCCCUUAGAUAUCCCAUUGUGAAACGUGAACCAUUGAUCACACUAAAGUGUAGCACGAUUUCCGCUGUGUCACGCCGUGCAGUUCCGUCUGUACUCUGAAUGAUCCGGUCAUUAUAUCACUAUCAAUAUAUAUAUAUAUAAUUUCGUUUAAAUUUGAUUGUAGUAAUAUAUAUAAUGAUUUUAAUAUACAUUUGUAACACAUCCUAAUUUUUACAAUUAAAGCAUAAACUGUAAUUUCAAGUUGAUAAAACCCUGUUGUUGUUUUUUUUCUUUUUUAGUGCUUGUGCAUUGCCCACUCCGGGCCAUUAGCCCUUUUUAUUUUAGCUGGACUCGAGUGAGGUCUCUUUGUUUUUUCCUUGUUGUACCAUAUUUGGUGAGUUUCCCGUGAGUUUCCCGUGGGUUUUGGUGUGUUAAUUUAUUUAUUAUUAUUUUUUUUUUUUAAAUAUUCUUUUAUAAAUUUCCGAUAUCAGUUAUCUUCUCUAAAUAUAUCGGUCAGUAUAUAUAUAUAUAUUUUUUUUUUUAAAAUCACAGUUUUUAAUGAAAUAUUGCAUAGAUCAGGUCAGGCAUCGAACCCCCAGAACACCAUUGCAUGUGCAAUUACGUCCCCUUUAAAAGGAUUCUUGAACCACAUGUUUUAUUUCUUUUCUUUUUUUUAAAAUAAUAAUUGCGCAACUGGAAAAGAUAUUAAGAUUUAAUUUAAGUUACCAGAAAAUAGUGUUUAAUUUCAAUAUAAUAGUUUUAUAUCUUCAUCAAAAUGCUGGCACAGUUAACCCCUGUAGUAAGUCAACUGCCUAUUAGGGGGUUCGAGGUGGCUUUCAGGGGAUUUGAGGAAACGCUAAGAAGAGUAGAAGUCUUUUUUUUAUUUAUUAUUUUUUUUUUCGAUUUUAAACCGCAUUGUAUCUGUUGUUGGGGUGUGGGACUUGUACAUAUAGAAUAGAUUAAGAACCCCCGAUUUAGGGGGACAUGUUAUACUUUUAAAUUCAGAGAACCUUGUCAUAUCAAGACAGUCCUGUGACGUCAGCACUUAGGGAAACACAUCGUGAUGUAGCAGUAUUUUAUCCUGCUAGUCGCCCCUCACACAUCCCGCCCUUUUAAUUUUUUUUUUGUUUUUGGUUCCGGGUCUGGCCGUAUCCCAGAAAAAUGUCGGAUGUUCCUCUUUGAUAUUCCCAGUGUAUGUCAAUCAACACCGUCAUAUUUCCGAGUCUAUUUACACUUUUUUUUGAGGGUGAUGGUUUGGGGGGGGGGGGUCCGUGUGAAGUUAAAAUGUGUCGAGUCACUCCAGCCAGUAGUCAAUAGAGACGUUAGUGCAUUUUAUUUUUAUGUUUUGCUCUUAUCAGCGUAGAGACCGGUUCUGAUUGGUUAGCUUGCCUUGCACUUGUAUCAGGCCUAUGUCAGCUGUCUAUGGGACUGUUUCGGUAUGUGGUCUAUACAAAUUGAUUUCUAAUGUUACUGGAAUGAUAGUUUAAAUAUGUUAGCGCUCGGGCGGUGAUUGUUCAUGUGUAUAUCAGCGCUGGGGAGUUGGACAAAAAUUUGAUUCAAUUGUAUGAUUUGAUGACGACAAAAAUAUGACUCAGUGUGUAUGACUUUAAUAACGACCAAAAAAAUGUUAUGUUAUGUUCUUAACCAGUUGUUAAUGACCUCAAUGUGUUGAUACGUAGACAGUUGUUAAUGACCUCAAUGUGUUGAUAUGUAGACAGUUGUGUUGAUAUGUAGACAGUUGUCGUGUUGAUAUGUAUACAGUUUUCAAUGUGUUGAUAUAUGGACCGUUGUUAAUGACCUCAAUGUGUUGAUAUGUGGAAAGUUGUCAAUGUGUUGAUAUGUGGAAAGUUUUCAAUGUGUUGAUAUGUGGAAAGUUGUCAAUGUGUUAUGUAGAUAGGUGUCCAUGUGUUGACUGUCGUUGAUAUGUAGACAGUUGUCAAUGCAUUGACAGACAUUGAUAUGUCGAUAAUUGUCGGUGUGUUGAUGUGUAGACGUUUAAUUAUGUAUAAACAACAGUAAAGACGUAAAGUAGGACACUAAACCUUCCAUAUGUGCAUUAAGCCUUUCAUAUGUGCAUUAAGCCUUCCAUAUGUGCAUUAAACCUUCCAUAUGUGCAUUAAGCCUUCCAUAUGUGCAUUAAGCCUUCCAUAUGUGCAUUAAGCCUUUCAUUUGCGCAGUUGAUGUUAAAAUAUCCCACACGUUUAAUUAUAGAUAAGAAACGCGCUGAAUGGCGGUCGUGCUGUGUUGCCAUGUCGCCAGAUGAUCAGUUUUAAAUAUAAUGAAAUAUGCGUCGACUUCUUGGUAGUGCUUUUCUGCUUGAGACUCCUCAUAGCUCUUGCUGACCACUGUAAUAAUAAUUACUCAAAAUGUCUAAGACUGGUAUAAUUUACAAUGAUAUUAUCUCAAUGUAAUCAUAAACUCGCUUGGUUAUAUUCUUCUGCCUUCAACUUCACUACUUCUCAUUGUCCACCUACUGUCCUUUUGUCCAACAGCUUACAUACUGUUUUAUUGUAUCAACACACCUACCGUAUUGCGGUUUUCCCAUACAUACUGUCUUAAUGGUGUUUAUGGUCCCCCAACCCCUACUGUCUUAAUGGUGUGUAUGGUGCCCCAACCCCUACUGUCUUAAUGGUGUUUAUGGUGCCCCAACCCCUACUGUCUUAAUGGUGUUUAUGGUGCCCCAACCCCUAUUGUCUUAAUGGUGUUUAUGGUGCCCCAACCCCUACUGUCUUAAUGGUGUUUAUGGUGCCCCACACCUGUCUUAAUGGUACUCAUCAUGAUGUACUCACCACCACUGUAUUAAUUGUGUACCCACACCUACUGUCUUAAUGGUGUACAUCAUGGUGACCCCACCCUACUGUCUUAAUGGUGUACCAACCUAUACUGUCUUACGGUGCCCCACCCCUUUACCGUGUCUUAUGGUGUCCCACCUCUUCACCCUGUCUUAUGGUGCCCCACCGCUUUACCGUGUCUUAUGGUGCCCCACCCCUUUACCGUAUCUUAUGGUGUCCCACCCCUUUACCGUGUCUUAUGGUGCCCCACGCCUUUACCCUGUCUUAUGGUGCCCCACCCCUUUACCCUGUCUUAUGGUGCCCCACCCCUUCACCCUGUCUUAUGGUGUCCCCACUCUAACCUCGUGGCCGUCCAUAUGGUACGUACGCAAAAAGUCAAAUUUUAGGACCCCCCCCCCCUUUUGGGGCUAUGUGUACAUACAUUGAGCUUUCGACCCCCCUCCCGUCCUUACAUAUAUUGAUCUUUCGCCCCCCCGUCCUUACAUAUAUUGAUCUUUCGGCCCCCGUCCUUACAUAUAUUGAUCUUUCGGCCCAUCGUCCUUCCAUAUAUUGAUCUUUCGACUCCCGCCCGUCCUUACAUGUAUUGAGCUCUCGGCCCCCCGUCCUUACAUUUAUUGAGCUUUCGACCCCCCCCCCUCAUUACAUAUAUUGAGCUUUCGAAAAAUGUACGCAGCGUCGCACUGGACAGGACGACGAGGAUGGGGCGAAGAGCAGCAGGCGCCAAAAACGUCCUUACAUCGGGCCUUAAUAGUGAAUUAUACUAUAAAAUCCCAUAUAAGACCAGGGGAGCUAUAAUUUGUCUUUUUACUAUGGUCCCCCCGGGGGAGCAUUUUCUUUAUGGGCAUCUGCAGCGUAUUCACUGGGGCGUUGCGAAAUAUAACAAAAUUUUAUAAUUUUUUAUUCGCAUUUACUCAACGUGACAUCUAGCGGUUGUGGUACAGUAACCCACUUGAGCAACUACUGUUUGCAGUUACCAGAUGGCGCUGAUUGAUCUACAUGCGUAUCAUAUUUAUAUUUAUCCAACCCUUUAUUUUAUUUUGUUUAUGUAUUGGCUGUGUUGAAGUGUACUUGUUAGAAUUGAACAGGUGGUGUCUGGUGAAAACCUGAAUUUGGCAUAGGCUCCCGGAAACAAAUCUAAAAAAAAAUUUGGAACCAUUGGCGUAGCACUUCAAAAUAUACGUCACAUGAACUUUGGACAUAUGGAGCACUAAAUAUUACUGUAAUACCUCUACUACUGAGUACUAUUUGAGCACUACCUUAGCGAGUUCAUUUGUGAACAUACAAGGCAACAAAAUGACGAUAAUUCCUACUAAACAUUGCGCGAUAUUUUUUUUUUUAAAUUCCAGUCAUAAAUACAAUAUUUUUUCGAAUUUCAGGAAGAUUAUUGUAGAAUUUUUUUUUAAAUGUACAUAAUUUCUGUCAGGAAAUACGCAUGCGUACGCACAAUCUCCGAAAAAAUUCGACAACCCCCAUCUCAGUGAGUACGUACUAUAUGGAUGGCCCCCUAUGGUGUCCCCACACCUACCGACGUAUUGGGUCCCCGCCCUUAGUGUCUUAUGGUGCUCCCAACCUCCCCCCCCCCCGUCUCAGAAAUGUUUACUCUUUCGAUUUUGGCAUACAAUGUCUUUAAGUUUCUACACCGAGUCACGUGAAUACUUUCAUUUCAAGAGACCCGGUUUAAAAAAAUAUUUUCACCCACCAAUUAGGGUGGGGCUGGUGGCUCGCCAAACGAAAUAAUUACGUCACCAGCACGAAAAGAAUAUAGUGUGUUGUCACUAGGCUAAAUAUUACUACAGCUGUUUUUUAGCGAGCUAUUUAUGAAAACAUAAAGCAUCAGUAUGCCGACAACUGGGAAACCUUGUGGCGAUAUUUGAAUAGCCUUAAUAGGCCUUAUAGAAAAUCAUGGCUUUAACAGCAGAUAUUUAGGUGACAGUCGGCUCUAUUAGUGACGAGCGGGCAAAUUGCAUAGAUGAUAUUAAUGAUAUCAUCGGCGUGGAAUCAGCUCUCUUUUUUCAAGACUGCUAUUUUUUUUAAUGCAUUCUCAACUGCUCAGCUCGGCAGCUUUACGUUUUGACAUAUUCUAUAAGAUCUAUUAAGCGGCAUUUGAAAUCCAUUUUUUAAAGUCACUAAGCAGCUGUACAAUUUUAAUACCACAUUUUUGUUCCAUCACUUCUCUUCCUUUCUCCCAGUAUAUCUUGCGGUAGUUUUAGACCACACUGUGUUAACAGAAAAAUAAAUUCGGGCUUCUAGGCUCAAUGCAGGGGUGGGGAGCACGCGGCCCGCAACUUCAAAUGUUACGGCCCACCGGCUGUAUCACAAAGUGAUUUAUUUAUUUAUUUAUUUAUAUAGCGAUUAUCUUGAUUUGUUUGAUAAACGCACAUUUUUUUAUAUCAACAUCAUUUUUCUGUGGACGGUACGCGCCAUUCAGCGUAGACCAAAUUGUACUUUAGACAAAUAUCAGCUUCGACCAAGUUUAGUUCAUUAAUCUUUGAUGCUAACGAUUCAAUACUUCUUGUUCUUCCUGUCAGGCGUAAUGGAUUUGCACAGACGGCUUUUGUUACACACAGAAAGUACACGUAUCAGUAACACGAUAAAUGGCGUCCAAUUACCUCCCCCUGCAAGUGUGGAGCACCUCCUCCUCAUCCCAAACACAGCCCAUACGUCAGCAACACGGCGGACCGUUCCAACAGGCUUCCACUAGUCAGCAGCAUCUGCCCAACGGCCAGCAGCGGGAUUGUCGAUCAUGGGAAGCCAUCUUGGCCCGCGAGACACAGGCUGCGGCCGAGAGACCCGUGCCCGUCUCGUGGUACAUGAUGCGCACCCAGAUGGCGCAGAUAUCCCCCGACGGCAGCACGAGGUUCAAAAUCUCCCGAUAUCCCGAGGAAGCCUUGUCGGCCAUCAACCAGUUCCGCCACGAGGGGGCGCUCUGUGACAUCACGCUCAACGUCAAAGGUCAGCUCAUCAGAGCGCACAAAUUAAUCCUGUCCGCCUGCAGUAACUACUUCAGGGCCAUGUUCAUGAACGGAAUGAGGGAAGCAAACGCCAGUGACGUGGACAUCCUGGAGCCUAACCUUACCGCUGAGACACUCAAAACCCUGGUCGAAUUUGCGUACACCUAUGAAAUCGUCGUCACCCAGGCCAACGUCCAGGCCUUACUUGUUGCCGCCAUAUUCCUAGAGAUUCGUCACGUGGUUGAUGUGUGUACACUGUUCAUGGAACAGCAGCUGGACCCCAGCAACUGUAUAGGAUUCGCCUACUUCGCAUGUCUUCACGGCUGCCUGGAUCUGGAGGCCAAGGCGAAGAAAUACAUCCACGAACACUUUUGUGAGGUCAUUAAGUACGACGAGUUUCUAACGUUGGAUGCUAACGAGAUGGUUCAAAUAGUACAGCAGGAUGAGCUCAAUGUCAGGUGAGUACAGGUUAGGUGUCUAUAGUGUCAUGUACUUGUACGGGUUAGAUCUCAUGUCACAUGUCAUGUACAGGCUAGACCUCCAUGUCACGUACACGUUAGAUAUCUACAAUUUAGAAGUCAUUGUCAAGUUUGUACCAGUUAGAACUCAGUGUCAGCUUUGUACAAGCUAGAACUUGAUGUCAGGUUUGGACAAGCUAGAACUUGAUGUCAGCUUUGUAAAAGCUAGAACUUGAUGUCAGCUUUGUAAAAGCUAGAACUUGAUGUCAGCUUUGUAAAAGCUAGAACUUGAUGUCAGCUUUGUACAAGCUAGAACUUGAUGUCAGGUUUGUACAAGUCAAAUUUUGGUGAUUCGGUCCAAAAUUUGAUAUGAGUAGUAUUUGACCAGAGUAAUAGCUGUGAGCAACAGUAGUUGACAAGAUCAGUGUUUUGCACAAGCUGUAGUUGUAUAUAUACUAUAGUGUCACCGUGCACAUGUGGCACUCUUCAGUACAGAUCUGUCACCACUGGUUUGGACAAGUUUGGUGAAAAUUUUUGUCACGAUUAACCAACGAUAAUUCGUGUUACGAACAUAAUUCUAUACACACAUACCACCGGCUGAAUAGGGUUCGUCAUUAAAUUGCGAAAAUCUAUUAAUAGAACAUCCUGGGGUGCAGUCCGGCCAAUCUCAUUAAGAUAUUAAUCAAACAUCCUGGUAUUCCGUCUGGCCAAUCUCUCAACAGCUGUUCGGUACUUCUACGUUAAUGUGAGCCGGUAAAGUGAGUCUUACCUAGACGGAAACGUGCUUACAACUUUAUUUUACGAAAGAUUUAACAAUUUGUUACCGCUAUACGUAUGCGGAAAUACAUAACUAGAAGCUGGUUUACGAAAAUAUUAACUACAAAUAGUUUAUAGAAAAUGACGUUAACUCUUCUUGUUUUUUUUUUAACACUUGGACCCAGUGGGUAUUUUGUCAAAUACCCGAACCCGGUUCAAAAAAACUUCACCCGGUUAGUCCUAGUGGCAGGGCCCACGGAUGCCAAUGUCCAAUUAACUUAUUCGUUAUUCAUUAAAUCGACAAAGAAAUCCAUUGAAAUGAAACAACCCCUAAAAACUAAGUUAUUGGUAUAAAUCCUUCAUAAAAUAUAAUAUCGAACAGUGUGGGGUGGGGUGGGGCUAACGCACAUUUUAAGAAUUCCCAUUAGUGCUCCUCCUCCCAACCUCCAAGGCUCACAACAGUAACAUUUUUUUCACGCUCCUGGACAAUAUGAAUAUUCUAAUGACACACCCGCAUUAACACAGCAGAUUUAUGUCACCAACUAUUUCAGAAAAAAGAAAGAAAAUAUUACGCACCAAACGCACUUGCGAUAUUUUUCUUUAACUAUUCUCAUUCAGUGGGAAUUUUCUUUUCAUGUUCCUCUUGAAAAUCAUGAAAAACAGAUUUUUAGGCGGUGGGGCUGAAAAUUUGUUAGAAUGUGGUGAGUUCUGCAACAAGUCUACGUGCCAAGCUUCAGCUCGGUAGGUUGACGAGAAGUGGAUCAUUUAGCCGUCCGAAGAUUUAUGUCAGCCAGCCACAAACAUAAGCGAAGUUAACAAAUAGGAUUUUUUUUAAAACUAAGUGAGAGAAAAGAUAAAAUGAAGUCAUAUUAUUUACAUAAGUUUAGAUUCAUUCUGUUUUGUUAUUUAUCAUUUCAUUGUGUGCAUUAAGAAUAGAUAAAUAAUUCUAUGCACCAUUUAGUGCAGUAGUUCUCAACCUUCCUAAUGCCGGGACCCUUUAAUACAGUUCCUCAUGUUGUGGUGACCCCCAACCAUAAAAUUAUUUUUGUUGUUAAUUGAUAACUGUAGACUACCCGGUAGAUGUGUUUUCCGAUGGUCUUGGGCGACCCCUAUUGCGGGGUCGCGACCCACAGGUUGAAACCGCUGAUUUAGUUGGUUUUGCCACCCCCUACCCUGGUCUAGGUAGUUGCACAGAAAUAUGUUAACUAAAACACAGAGUACAAAACACAAGCGCCGAAGCUAAACACUUUGAAGCGAGUAGAGGGUGGUUGGAGUGCAGUGGUCCUUCAUGUAUCGCGGUCAAUCAGUUCCAGUCUCUACCGUGAUAUAUGAAUUACCGCGAAGUAAGAUUCUUUAUUUAAAAUCGUAGUUCGAGAAUAAGAAACCCGCUCACAGGCCUCUAACUCUAAAUGUGGUUUUGAACAUUAUUAGACCCGGAUACUCGAAUACAUAGGCCUACAGUCCAUACCUACAGUGAUUUUUAAUAGUAAGACAGUGGUGCAUAAUUGACUCAGACAGCGGAGCGCGCGCUGUUUCAUUUUCAAUAUCUCGAAUAACUUUUUUUACUGAGUACAUGAUAUAUUUGGAGAUAAAUAACGCGAUAUAAAGAGACGAGUGGCGAUGGGCGUCUGCCAUCUCCUCGUGUCUAGAAAUCAGUCAGCCUAUAACAUGUUGAUUUAACGAAUUAAAAAUCUUUAAAUCUUUUACACGCUGAAAUCACCUAAGUGUUGUCAUUAAGUCAGAACUAUUUCUCGUUUGCAGGUGUGAAACCGAAGUGUUCCAGGCCGUGGUCAGGUGGGUAGAGCACGACACCGACAGGCGACUCUCCCAGCUCGAGGAUCUGCUGGAAAAAGUCCGACUGUCCAGCCUGGCGCCGUGCUUCAUAGAGGAUCAGUUGGAGAGAUGCUACAUCAUUCAGAGGUUGCCUGGCUGCAUCCGCCUGCUGCUGGACAGGCUGCGAGGCUUGAAGCAGCACCACGACUGCCAGGAACGACCGAGGCGACCUUGUAAGCCGCUGGUCAUCUACGUCGUGGGCGGGUUCUACCGGAAGGUCAUGGAUUCCUUAAAAAGUUUUGAAUGCUACAACCCUUGCAGCAAAGAGUGGACGCGCCUGACGGAUCUACCUUCCCCCAGGUGUGGGCCGGCGGUGACCUCUUUACACGGAGCGAUCUAUGUGGUGGGCGGGAGUGUCAAGGUCAGGGGGGACAACCGGGACCUGGCGUCACUGGAGAUGUACAACCCUGAGGAGAACGUGUGGCACACCAAGUGCCCGAUGGGCGUGGCCAGGAACAGGGUCGGGGUUAGCGUCCUUGACAACAUGAUCUACGCGGUGGGAGGGUCAGCUGGCGGUGAACAACACAAGUCAGCAGAAAGGUUAGUCAGCCUGUGGUGCUGAUAGGUUAGUCAGCGUGUGAUGCUGAUAGGUUAGUCAUUUUCUGGUGCUGAUAUGUUAGUCAGCCUGUGGUGCUGAUAGGUUAGUCAUUUUGUGGUGCUGAUAGGUUAUUCAGCCUGUGGUGCUGAUAAGUUAGUCAGCUUGUGGUGCUGAUAGGUUAGUCAGCCUGUGGUGCUGAUAGGUUAGUCAGCUUGUGGUGCUGAUAGGUUAGUCAGCUUGUGAUGCUGAUAGGUUAGUCAUUUUGUGGUGCUGAUAGGUUAGUCAGCCUGUGGUGCUGAUAAGUUAGUCAGCUUGUGGUGCUGAUAGGUUAGUCAGCUUGUGAUUCUGAUAGGUUAGUCAGUUUGUCUUGCUGGUAGGUUAGUCAGCAUGUUGAUAGGUUAGUCAGCUUGUGAUGCUGAUAGGUUAGUCAUUUUGUGGUGCUGAUAGGUUAGUCAGCCUGUGGUGCUGAUAAGUUAGUCAGCUUGUGGUGCUGAUAGGUUAGUCAGCUUGUGAAUCUGAUAGGUUAGUCAUUUUGUGGUGCUGAUAUGUUAGUCAGCCUGUGGUGCUGAUAGGUUAGUCAGCGUGUGAUGCUGAUAGGUUAGUCAUUUUGUGGUGCUGAUAUGUUAGUCAGCGUGUGAUGCUGAUAGGUUAGUCAUUUUGUGGUGCUGAUAGGUUAGUCAUUUUGAGGUGCUGAUAUGUUAGCAUGUGGUGCUAAUAUGUUAGUCAGCGUGUAGGGCUGAUAGGUUAGUCAGCUUGUAGUGCUGAUAGGUUAGUCAUUUUGUGGUGCUGAUAGGUUAGUCAGCGUGUAGGGCUGAUAGGUUAGUCAGCGUCUGGGGCUGAUAGGUUAGUCAGCUUGUGGUGCUGAAAGUUAGUCAUUUUGUGGUACUGAUAGGUUAGUCAGCAUGUGGUGCUGAUAUGUUAGUCAGCAUGUGGUGCUGAUAGGUUAGUCAGCAUGUGGUGCUGAUAGGUUAGUCAGCAUGUGGUGCUGAUAGGUAAGUCAGCGUGUGGUGCUGAUAGGUUAGUCAGCGUGUGGUGCUGAUAGGUUAGUAAUUUUGUGGUGCUGAUAGGUUAGUCAGCUUGUGGUGCUGAUAGGUUAGUCUGUGUGUGGUGCUGAUAUGUUAGUCCGUGUGUAGGGCUGAUAGGUUAGUCAGCUUGUGGUGCUGAUAGGUUAGUCAGCUUGUGGUGCUGAUAGGUUAGUCUGUGUGUGGUGCUGAUAUGUUAGUCAGCUUGUAGGGCUGAUAGGUUAGUCAGCUUGUAGGGCUGAUAGGUUAGUCAGCUUGUGGUGCUGAUAGGUUAGUCUGUGUGUGGUGCUGAUAUGUUAGUCCGCGUGUAGGGCUGAUAGGUUAGUCAGCUUGUAGGGCUGAUAGGUUAGUCAGCUUGUGGUGCUGAUAGGUUAGUCUGUGUGUGGUGCUGAUAUGUUAGUCCGCGUGUAGGGCUGAUAGGUUAGUCAGCGUGUGGUGCUGAUAGGUUAGUCAGCUUGUGGUGCUGAUAGGUUAGUCAGCGUUUGGUGCUGAUAGGUUAGUCUGUGUGUGGUGCUGAUAUGUUAGUCCGCGUGGAGGGCUGAUAGGUUAGUCAGAGUGUGGUGCUGAUAGGUUAGUCAGCUUGUGGUGCUGAUGGUUAGUCUGUGUGUGGUGCUGAUAGGUUCAUCAGCGUGUGGUGCUGAUAGGUUAGUCAGCGUGUGGUGCUGAUAGGUUAGUACGUGUGGUGCUGAUAGGUUAGUCAGCUUGUGGUGCUGAUAGGUUAGUCAGCGUGUUUUGCUGAUAUGUUAGUCAGCGAGUGGGGCUGAUAGGUUAGUGAGCGUGUGGUGCUUAUAGGUUAGUCAUUUUGUGAUGGUGAUAGGUUAGUCGGUGCGUGGUGCUGAUAUGCUAGUCAGUGUGUGGUGCUGAUAGGUUAGUCAGCGUGUGGUGCUGAUAGGUUAGUCAGGGUGUGGUACUGAUAUGUUAGUCAUUUUGUGGUGCUGAUAGGUUCAUCAGCGUGUGGUGCUGAUAGGUUCAUCAGUGUGUGGUGCUGAUAGGUUCAUCAGCGUGUGGUGCUGAUAGGUUAGUCAGCAUGUGGUGAUGAUAGGUUAGUCAUUUUGUAGUGUUGAUAGGUUAGUCAGUGUGUGGUGCUGAUAGGUUAGUCAGCUUGUGGUGCUGAUAUGUUAGUCAGUGUGUGGUGCUGAUAUGUUAGUCAUUUUGUGGUGCUGAUAGGUUAGUCAUUUUGAGGUGCUGAUAGGUUAGUUAGCGUGUGUCGCUACUAGGUUAGUCAGCAUGGGGAGAUGAUAGUUUAGUCAUUUUGUCGUGUUGAUAGGUUAGUCAGCUUGUGGUGCUGAUAGAUUAGUCAGCUUGUGGUGCUGAUAUGUUAGUCAGCGUGUGGUGCUGAUAGGUUAGUCAGCUUGUGGUGCUGAUAUGUUAGUCAGUGUGUGGUGCUGAUAGGUUAGUCAGCGUGUGGUGCUGAUAUGUUAGUCAGCGAGUUGGGCUGAUAGGUUAGUCAGCGUGUGGUGCUGAUAGGUUAGUCAGAGUGUGUUGCUGAUAGGUUAGUCAGCAUGUGGUGAUGAUAGGUUAGUCAUUUUUUGGUGUUUAUAGGUUAGUCAACGUGUGGCUCUGGUAGGUUAGUCAGCUUGUGGUGCUGAUAUGUUAGUCAGUGUGUGGUGCUGAUAGGUUAGUCAGCGUGUGGUGCUGAUAUGUUAGUCAGCGAGUGGGGCUGAUAGGUUAGUCAGCGUGUGGUGCUUAUAGGUUAGUCAUUUUGUGAUGGUGAUAGGUUAGUCGGCGCUUGGUGCUGAUAGGUUUGUCAGCGUGUGGUGCUGAUAGGUUAGUCAGCGUGUGUCGCUGAUAGGUUAGUCAGCAUGUGGUGAUGAUAGGUUAGUCAUUUUGUGGUGUUUAUAGGUUAGUCAGCGUGUGGUGCUGAUAGGUUAGUCAGCUUGUGGUGCUGAUAUGUUAGUCAGUGUAUGGUGCUGAUAGGUUAGUCAGUGUGUGGUGCUGUUAUGUUAGUCUGCGAGUGGGGCUGAUAGGUUAGUGAGCGUGUGGUGCUUAUAGGUUAGUCAUUUUGUGAUGGUGAUAGGUUAGUCGGUGCGUGGUGCUGAUAGGUUUGUCAGCGUGUGGUGCUGAUAGAUUAGCCAGCAUGUGGUGCUGAUAGGUUAGCCGGCGUGUGUCGCUGAUAGGUUAGUCAGCAUGUGGUGCUGAUAGGUUAGUAAUUUUGUGGUGCUGAUAGGUUCAUCAUUUUGUGGUGCUGAUUGGUUAGUCAGCACUUGGUGCUGAUAGGUUAGUCUUUUUGUGGUGCUGAUAGGUUAGUUAGUGUGUGGUGCAGGUUAGUCAUUUUUGUGGUGCUUUUUGUUAGUCAGUGUGUGGUGCAGGUUAGUCAUUUUUGUGGUGCUGAUAGGUUAGUCAGUGUAUGGUGUUGAUAUUCUAAAUAAAUUGAGUGAUCACCUACAUAUUACAGAAAUUCUAUCUUCACCUUGCUACUUUAGCUUCUUGCAAUGAACUCCUUAGUGGCUUAAUGUCUGUGAUUGUAAAGGUAACCCUUGGCCGAAUUACGCCUUUACUUGACCACAAGAACCCCCCUUUUACCUCAGGAACCCCUGUCACUUCAAGAACCCCUGUUACCUCCAGAACCCCUGUUAUAAGAGCCCCUGUCACCACAGUAACCCCUGUCACUACAAGAACCCCUGUCACAACAAGAACCCCUGUUACCUCAAGAGCCCCUGUAACCUCAUGAACCCCUGUUACCACAAGAACCCCUGUCACCAGAAUAACCCCUGUCACCAGAAUAACCCCUGUCACUACAGUGACCCUAUCACCACAAAAAUCCCUGUCACCACAGUAAACCCUGUCAUCACAGUAAACCCUGUCACCACAAAAAUCCCUCUCCCUACAGUAACCCCAUUAUCAUGUUUAAUCAGUGCCACUUUUAGUUUUAGAAAUAAGUUUAAUUUUUUUUUUGGACCAUCUGGUGAAUUUAAAACAGUAAGGGGUCUCUGGACUUUGUAAAGCUGAGGGCCUCAACAAGUCUAAUUCCGACCCUGUGAAUAGCUCUGAUAUUGAUUGUUUUAUUCAUUUGGUUUAAAAAAAUAAUGACACAUAGUUGUGAAAACUAAAAACUAAAUCCGAUAUAUGGAAAGAGUGAUACAGAAAUUCCUCCUUUAUUGUAGGUACAAUCCACAGACUGACUGCUGGGAGCCUAUUGCUGAAAUGAAUACAGUUCGGAUGUCAGCUGGCGUAGCUGUGAUCAACAGGCUGCUGUACGCUGUCGGUGGAUUUGAUGGCACAGAGAGGCUAAGAUCGGUGGAGUGCUUCUAUCCAGAGUCGAAUCAAUGGCAGCAGGUGGAACCCAUGCAGGAGCCACGAAGUGGAGCUGGUAACUGAUUCUAUUCUCUGUCUUUUGAUUUCAGGAAGGGGACGGGGAAUAACUGGGGUCUACUUUGUUGAACAAAUUACAGCCAAUAUAACUGAGUUACAUCCCUUACUGCUGAUUACAUUUAAAGACAUAAUGUAUUUAUAUUUGUCAUAUAUAAUAUAAAAACAUUCACUGUGAAACUAUCAGACAGCAAUAGAUACUUGAAGUAAACCGAACUUGGUCCAUACGACAUGGGCAGUGCCAGAUUAUCCACGGUGCAAAUGCACCAAGCCUACUCUUAGUUUUUUAAAUAGUAAAAGUAGACCUUCUUUAUAAAAUGAUGUCAUGAAGUGUUGAAUUUUUAUCAAUUUUGAAUUAGUUGCAUGGAAUAUUUUUAAUAUAGGUAUGUAUUUUUCUGAGUAUAUCCACGAGUAUUAUGUGUUAUGUUGUUCAUCCUUCGCACACAAGGGUGACCAAGGCAAUUUUCGACUUUGAGUAGUAGCCUUGAACUGAGCUGUAUUUUGUUUGAAAUGAGUGAGUGGUGCACAUGUACGAGUGUCACCCAUGCCAGUGUUUAAAGGUGCACAUGUGUGAGUGGCAACAAUACCACUGUUAUGAGGUGCACAUGUAUGAGUGCCAACAACACCACUGUUUUAAGGUGCACAUUUAGAAGUAUCACAAAUACCACUGUUAUAAGGUGCACAUGUAGAAGUGCCACCGAUACUACUGUCAACUGCCUUUUUUUACUACUAUGAUAGAACAUUUCUCCAUUUCAUCACAUUGUGUAUUUAUUGUGUAGGUGUUGCUGCAAUGGACGGGUACAUCUAUGCAGUUGGCGGCUUUGAUGGACAGAACCAACUGAUGUCUGUGGAAAGGUACAACCCAAGGAAUAAGACUUGGGAAUAUGUGUCACCAAUGAAAAAAGCUCGGAGUGGAGUUGGAGUGGCUGUCAUCAACAACAAGCUUUUUGCACUUGGUAACUUCACAUUGACUAAAUAACAUUGGUUUAUUAAAAAAAUGUAUCUUCUCUGUGAUCAUAAAACUAACAUUGUGUUAUCGUAUAUGAAUUAUUUCAUCUUCUCUGUGAGCGUUAUUUUCAGCUGAAAAGUUGUUUUUUUCUUCUACAAAUUUAAAGGAAAAUAGCUGUAUUUUUUUUUAAAAACUAUUUCAUAAAAAGCCAAGUUCUUUUAUACAAUAUAAAAUAUGCUCAAUAAUGAAUGUGCUCAUUUACAUCUGUCUACAGGUGGGUUUGACGGCAGUGACUUCUUAUCUUGUGUUGAAAUCUACGACCCAAAGUCUAACAUCUGGAGCUGUGAGACCCGCAUGCUGUGUGAGAGAAGUGGUCAUGGUGUAGCUGUCGAGAGAAAGCCUACCAUUAGCUGAUAGUUGCUAACUGUCCUCACGGGAUGGUAAAGCUUGUGAUUGAAAGUCUAUUACUUGGCGCAAUCUAUUUUAUUGUCCCCAUGGGAUGGUAAUGAUACUAUUUGUAUAUCCAUUGCUGCGACUGCAGAAAAAUCUGACCAUGAGGCCCCAUCAUGUGUAGGCUCCCACUGGCCCAGCAAACAAAUGAAAGAAACAGUCACAUAUUUAACAGUUGUAGCCAUUCCUUAACUGUUUGCAUCUAACAGACUGCAGUGCGUGUAGCUUCAGGUUAAAAGGCCAAAUUUGUGUUUGAUUGGGGUUACAAUAAAAUAAACGAAAUGAAAGCUACAGCAAUAAUGUUACCACAGGAAUAGUGAAUUUACAGUUGGGUCUGUUCUGAUUGGCAGACAGCCAUUUCUCAGAACACGAUAAAGUAAUUAUUUAUAUUCAAAUUUGAUAAUUUAAAUUCAAAGGUGAUUAUAAAAAUGAAGUUUUAGAAAAAAAAUCCUUUUAUGUAAAAGUAAAUGUCUACAUUUGUUUGCUGUUUUUAGUUGACUUGUUUUAUAGUUGCUAAGUGGAUUUAUUGAUCUGGGCUAAAUUUCUAAUUUUUCAAAUGCGUACUAGCAAACAAGAAUAUAUUUUCUUGGGCAGUAGUGAACUGCCAGUUGCCAUCCAGUAUAAAUCUAAUAAAUACCUAUUGGGAAAAUAAACAUAUUGGAAAAGUAUUCAUAUUGGAAAAAUAUUCUGAUAAAUUAUUUCAGGUAUAAAUAUUGUACAUGAGCUCUAUACUUAAUAUUGUUUUAAGGGGCACCCAAACAAUGUACCGGUAGUCGUCAACUUAAUUCAACUUGAACAUGAACUUAUGUUCAUUAUAGCUAUAGUUACAUUAGUUUUAGAUGAUGAACAUCUGGGACAUCUGCUCAUAUCUUGUUCUAUGAAUUCCUGUAUCAAAUUAUAAAUAUUGUAUUGAUAAGCUUAUAAAUAACAUUUUGUCACUACAUCUAUGCAAUGUGUUAUAAAAUAAUGAACUAAACCCCCGCAUGGUUGGCAAAUUGCUCAGUGAAGAAACUAAAGCAAAAUGUAUUUGUUCUUAAAACCACAUCUAAAACCACAUUUUAGAAGACACCUAAAACUUUAAACCACACUUAAAACCAAAGGAUUUGAGAGUUGUUUACAUGAUUUGGUUUUUAACAUUAAUUAUGAUUAAUAUUUUAUUUUACUAUAGAGAAAAAAAUUAAUUACCUCAAAAAAAAUAUUAUGGUGUUAUAUUAUUUAUAUGCAGUUAGACAUUUUUACUUUUUUUAUUUCUAUGAAACAAUUGAGCUCCUUUGCCUGACCUAGAUCUAGGAUACUUUCUAUUAUGUUUGGCACUACUAUUUUUUUGUUGUGCCAGCAUUUUCCACUCAGGUGUUUUAGUUGUCAGUAAUGUCAGUGAUUAAAUUAUUUUACUGCAAUUUUCUUGUGAUUUUAAUAACUACAAAAGCCAUUACCGGUACAUUAAAGUCAAAUAUAUGGGGCUCUGCAUGCAAGCACUAUGAAGUAAAUAAAUAGUAAAACAAGAUAUGUUUCGUCUUUUGCCUUCAGAAGCAGACAAUAUAAAACAAGAAAUACCCGGUAACAAAUUAUUUGAAAUUAAAGACUUACUUUUCCCAGAUCACAAUGUAGCUCUCUCAGUCUCUGUGUAGACUCAAAGGUGCACUAUUAAGAUGAAAGUUGAGUUUUUCAAAAUCAAAACUUUCCUCUAGCAUAAUUCAGUGAUGCAUACUGUCAACUGUCAAGGAUAAAGAAUUUUGUUGAUUCCAUUCGGUAAUAUGAUGCUGAAAAUCUGAAAUAAUUUGUUUUAUUUUUUCACGCUCACUGGUGUAUUACCAGUACUAUUAGUGCAAGAAAUUAGAACCUUCAUCACAUUUACCUACAAUUCCUUCCGUUGUACGAAAAAAUAAAUUAUUGUAUCAUAAUAUUUUACCAUUUAUUUGUCAUAACAAAGCUACUGUGAUACUUAAUGGUGAAGGUGGCUUUGUGAAAUCAAAUGUUCCUGUAAAUAACAUUGUGUUUGUCUAUACGGGAUGUAAAUUAUUUCUGCAUUUACCUCAAAAUAUGGAGUCAAUGGUGACUAAAGAACUGAUACAAAAUUGAGUGUUUCCACUUGACAGCACAAUGAAUAGUCUUCAAUAUGUCAGAAUUUAUUGCCUAUAGUUGUUUACAAUUAUGUUGACAUAGUGAACUGAAGAGCUAGAGGUAAGAAUCCUAGAAAAUUUACAUUUAUAAUUUGUUUCCAUUUUAACUAAUGGGCCUAUGACACUUAUACUAAAAUUUAUUAUUUUGUUUUUCUUUUAAUUAAUCGAAUCUUAGGGGGGAGAGAAAUGUUCUCUGGUGCUCUUCUAAGCAAAAUUCGAAAAUAAUUCACCUUGCCAUAAAAUGUUUAUUUCCUUAUUUGUGUUAAAUUAAUAGAUUUGUUUGCUCAUGCUUCAGUGCUUGUUGGGAGUGAGAAAAGAAGUGCCAUAUAAAUUCAUAUCCCAGUAUACCGUACUGUAAGUAUAGGUCCCACUUUUUUUCACCCAAAGUAUCUGUAAAAAUCAGGCACGUAAUCUAUCCAUUGGACAUUACAGGGAUCUAGAGUCACUCCUGCCCUGAUUCACAAUGAGAGACUUUCAUUUUCAAGUGAUUUUAUGUCUUAAGCAAUUAUAGGAGUUUCUUCCAAACAGAGCAGUACCGUAUUAGAUAAAGAAAUACCAUGCUAUUACAACCUAUCACAAUUUGGCUUAGUCUUUUAUGCAAAAAGUCUAAGAAUUGUUUUUUCCUUAACUCCCCAAACUUAGGGUGCGACCUAUCUGCAAGUGUAUAAAGUAAACUUUUGUUAAAACGAAAUUGAGCAAACAAGACAAAAUUAAUAUUUAUUUAAAAUGUGGGGACUGGGUGUUUAUAAACAGUAGAGACAUAUUUUAUGACUAUUCAUAGAUUACAAAAUUAUAGGUACAAAUUUUGUGUGGCUAAACAUAGAUAAGUUUGAAGCUCAUAGUGUCUGUCAAUUAGAACUUUAUUGAUCAGUCAUGUCUGGUGUCUGUUGAUGAGAAUUUUAUUGAUCAGUCAUGUCUGGUGUCUGUCAAUGAGGACUUUAUUAAUCAGUCAUGUCUGGUGUCUGUCAAUGAGGACUUUAUUGAUCAGUCAUGUCUGUUGUUAAUUAUUAAUAGCUGAAAAUAGGUUGGCAGUUUAAUGAUUGUUAAAAUCUACCGGUAAUGAUAUGCACAUCUUGCCUUUUUUAUGUAGAACACCUGUUGAGAACAUAAUCUUAGAAUCCCUUGCCUGUGUGAAAGUUAGUCCAUCACUUACAUGUCUGUGUUAAAUUAGGGGAACACUUGCAUGUGUGAAAUUAGUGGAUCACCUGCAUGUGUGAAAUUAGGGGAACACUUGCAUGUGUGAAAUUAUGGGAUCACUUGACUAUGUGAAAUUAGGGGAACACUUGCAUGUGUGAAAUUAUGGGAUCACUUGACUAUGUGAAAUUAGGGGAACACUUGCAUGUGUGAAAUUACUAACACAAUAAAUAUCUGACCCAUUACUGUAGAUUUAUUUUAACAUAUGGAAAUUUUAUGAUUUAUUUUUGUGUAUAGUAUAUGUUAAUAGAAACAGAUUAUGCCUCGAUUAGACUAAUGAAACCAAAUACUGGUACUAAGUAAUACAAAAUUAUGAUAAAGUAGAAAAAAAUAGAAAUGGAACUUUGAUGAAGAACUGAACUUCUAAAGGUAAAAGAGGAAAGAAUAGAGUCUGAAGUUGAUAAUGAAAGACUUAAUCAUUAUGUCUGAAUUUUUAAAAAAAAUGAUUGAGCAGCUUUUUUUAUCCAGCUUAGUUUAUAGUUUAUUUCUAGAUAUGAUCUUGAAGUCAGUACCAAAUGGCCUGUCAUAUUAUCAUUUUGUCAUCUCCAAUGAAUAGUACAAACAUUUUUACACAAUGUUUGUUACUCUAGUUUUCCAUAAAACAAAACGAUGGCCACUUAAUUUGGGGAAUGGCUUGAGGUGUUUGUUUCUAGUUGGUUAAACUUGAUUAGUUUGGCCAAACCAUGUAUUAAAAGAAAUAACUGAUCUAAAACCAGUUUGAUGUAAAAAGUUGAGUUACCAAAUUGAAAUGAGUCUUCAUUAAUGUUGAAAAUGCUCUGCUGUUGUAGUUUUUAGCAGAGAUUGUGAAGCACUUGUCUAACUUAGCCCUAGCAUUGGUUGGUACGAAAUAUCAGUUUUGAUAAGAUAAGAUGUUUAAAUGUACACUAUAUGGUGUGGAUGCUAACAAUACAUGAGUAUACUUUGAAUGUGGUUAUAGAUAGACACUUGUUAAUUGUUGCCUUGGAU